AUGGAAGAGCAAAUUUUAAUUAAGAAGAGAAGCCACAUAAAGGCCAAAUUAACCAGGUUCAUUAACUUUCUAAACGAAUGUAGCAACAAUAAAGAAAAAAAGCAAGAAACAGCAACGCGAUUAGGAAAUAUUGAAACAUUAUGGAGGGAAUUUGACGCUGUGCAAACAGAAUUAGAGGAUAAUAAAGAGACGGAGCUUCAGAGUGGAGAACGUGACUCUUUUGAAAACAAAUUUUAUCAAGCCGUUACUAGAGCAAAAAAUAUAAUCUCCGCGUCACGGAUAGAUAUUGCGCAACCGGAACAAAGAAUUGCAAAUCAGCCUAUUAACAUAAUACAACCAACUAAAAUGCGCUUGCCUACCAUCGACAUCUCCAAAUUCGCUGGCGGAUGGGAAAAAUGGCUGCCAUUUCGCGAUACGUUUAUCUCUAUGGUGCAUGAGAAUGCAAUGCUUUCUGCAAUUGAUAAAUUGCAUUAUCUGAGAUGGUCAUUAAUUGGGGAUGCAUAUAAACUCGUAGAGUCAUUAGAAGUAUCAGGUAAUAACUACCAAAUAGCAUGGGAUAUUAUCAACAAAAGAUACAAGGGCAAUAAAACAAUCAUUCAACAUCACGUACAAGCCAUAAUUAAUUUUCCAUCUCUCACAAAAGAGUCACAUUCUUCGCUUAGGCAAUUAGUUGAUGCCAUACAACAGCAUAUACGCACUUUAAAACGUUUGGAACAACCAACAGAAACCUGGGACACUCUCCUUAUACAGCUCCUUAUUCCGAAAGUAGAUAACAAUACAAGAAGGGAGUGGGAAUCAGAGAGAGCGGACAAGGAAGCGCUCCCCACCAUGAAGGAAUUUAUUACAUUUUUGGAAACCAGAUGUUCUUUCUUGGAGGCAUUAACGCGUACUAAUUCGUUAAGUAUAUCAAAAAAUGUACAAGGACAUUCGAAACAGCAGGCACCUAAGCACAUUAGUCCGGUACAAGCUCAUGCUGGUAUAGAAACAACAACGUGUCCAGUAUGUCAAAACAGCCACAAAAUAUUUGAAUGCUUGAUAUUUCGCAAUAUGUCAGCACAAGCUCGCCUUGAAAGGGUCAAGAGCAACAAACUAUGUUACAAUUGUUUAAAACAAUUUCACGGAAGAAAUUGUACUCACGGUUCUCGCAGACAGUGUGGCAAACGCCACAACACGUUGCUACACAUAGAGCAAGCUGCUGAUUCAAAUGUCACCUCAUCAAAAAAUGAAAAGGAUAGUAUAAGCAAGCAUAGCGUUCCAAAUUCAACGGAAUCGAAUAGUAACUGUGAUGUAGCUGACAAGAAUGUAGUUCAAAGCGCGAGUAACUCUUUAUCUGCGUAUCAUAUGAGAGGCUCACUUUUACGCGUUUUGUUGUCGACAGCCGUAGUUCACAUGCGCGAUCAAUCUGGAAAAUUACAUGAAUGUAGAGCCUUAUUAGACUCAGGAUCACAACCUAACUUUAUGUCACGGGAGUUGUGCGGGCGUCUGGGCUUGCCUUUACAGAGUACAGACAUCAAAAUUGAAGGAGUUAACGAUGCUACAUCCGCUUCUCAGCAUAAAACUACCGCUACGAUAUAUUCCAGGUUCAACAAAUAUCAAGAGAUAUUAUCAUUCUUAAUUCUGGACAAGGUCACUAACGCCAUGCCAGCAACGCAGAUAGAUGUCAACUAUUUCCAAAUUCCAUCAAAUAUCAAAUUGGCAGAUCCUGCUUUUCACCUACCUGGAAAAAUCGAUUUACUCCUGGGCUCAGAGCCGCAGUCCCAGCUACAAUGUCAUUUGGCACAACAAGAGGUACAAGAGCAACUGGAAAAAUUUUGGCGUCUUGAAGAGCUACACACGAAGAAACACUUAACCUCCGAAGAACAGAAAUGCGAGGAGCAAUUCAGCAGAACACACUCUCGCUCGAGCGACGGAAGAUUCAUAGUUCAACUCUCCUUGAAGGAUAAUUACACGCAACUAGGCAGUUCCUAUGACAAUGCCAAACGUCGACUAGGUACUAUGGAAAGAAAGCUAGCAAGGCAACCUGAAUUAAAAUUACAGUACGACGCAUUCAUGAAAGAAUAUUUAGAACUUGAUCACAUGAGACCUAUCUCGAGCUCAACUGACAACGUUUUGGAGACUAAAGGCAGCGGUGUAGCAUACUACCUACCGCAUCAUGCGGUCAUCAAGGUCGACAGUGAAACUACACGUCUACGAAUAGUCUUCGACGCAUCGGCGAAGACGAGCUCAGGGCUUUCCCUUAACGAUGUACAAAUGACAGGUCCUACAAUACAACAAGAUCUGUCAGAGUGCAGCAAGACCAGUGCAGAUUGCAACGCAUCUUAUGGCGAUUCAAGCCAGAAGAGGAAAUACAAACAUGAGCUCCAAACGGUCACUUAUGGAGAGGCUUGUUCUGCUUUUUUGGCCAUUCGCGCUCUUCAUCAGACGGCCCUAGACAUGCAGCAUAAAUUUCCAAGGGCCUCAGAAAUCAUCCUGCGUGAUUUUUAUGUGGAUGACCUAUUAACAGGAGACAACGACAUUAACAACUUAUUGCAAUUAAAAGAACAAAUAAUUACCGUACUGCAAACCGCCAAAUUUGAGCUCCAUAAAUGGAAGUCGAACCAUGUUGCACUAAUGGGCGUAGAGCAAAAUAAAACAGCGGUACAAUUGGGCGAAGGCACAAAAAUUCUCGGUCAGUUGUGGGAUAUCCAACAUGAUGUAUUCCGCUACACCGUAGGAACAUCCAGAGAACCGCAUAGGCCAACGAAAAGACAAAUAUUAUCCUGCAUCUCUCAAAUAUUUGAUCCUCUUGGCCUCUUGGGCCCUGUCAUCAUCAAGGCCAAGGUGAUAAUGCAGCAGCUAUGGCAAUUGCAAUUGAAUUGGGACGAGUCGCUGCCAGCUCAACUUUACACACAAUGGAGCCGAUGGUAUUCCAAAAUCUCACAGCUUAAUUACUUACAGAUACCUAGGCGCAUCCUAUGCAACGAGCCCAUGGAAGUAGAACUGCACGGAUUUUGUGACGCUUCCGAGCGAGCAUACGGUGCCUGCAUCUACGUCAGGAGCACCGAUCCAAUGCAACGUCAUCACGUCCAGUUACUCUGCGCUAAGUCACGCGUAGCACCACUAAAAACCAUAACGAUACCAAGACUGGAGCUUUGCGGAGCCUUGCUGCUGUCUCAGCUGUAUCAGCGGGCAAGCGAGUCGCUGAGUCUAUCCUUUAACCGCAUUCAUUUUUGGUGCGAUUCCACUAUAGCACUGUCCUGGAUCGCGGGAAAUUCGAGCAGAUGGUCCACGUUCAUCGCAAAUCGCACGGCAGAAAUCCAAAGGUUGUCAGCGAAAGGAGAAUGGCACCACGUACCCUCGGAAUUAAACCCGGCAGACAUACUCUCGCGAGGAAUUGAGCCAGACGAAAUUCGAGAUAACAACUUAUGGUGGAACGGACCGACCUUUCUUUACGAAGACUACAGCAAGAUGUUGGAUAACCCCCCCGAGAUAUCGCAAAUUGAAGAACUUCCCGAGGUGAGAAAACGCAUUGUCGCUUUAAGUGCUACAGCGGAAGAAAAAUUAAAUAUUAUAAACAGAUCCUCAUCUUUAAGAAGGCUCAGGCACACGGUUGCUUACUGUCUACGCUUCAUAUACAACGCUAGACAAAAUGCAAAGGGUCCCAAGGGUAAACGCGAAGGAUCCUUGCAGGUGGAAGAGCUUAAACAUAGUAUGCGAGUCCUUAUAGCUAUAGCACAGAAGGAAGAGUGCUCUGACGAAAUUCGUCAACUUUCGCAAAAUUUAAGGGUAUCCUCUAGCAGUAAAAUGUUGUCUCUUCAUCCAUUUUUGGAUUCUAGCGGGCUAUUGCAGAUUGGAGGACGAAUACAGGAAUCUCAAGUAGACUAUGAUCAGAAGCACCCUAUAAUUUUACCAAAGAAACAUCAUCUCACUCAUUUAAUUAUCAUGGAGGAGCACUUGAAGAACCUGCACGCGGGAGUGCAAUCCCUAUUGGCCAUUGCUCUUCAUUUAGAAAUCGUCACAGAUUUAAGUACAGCUGCAUUUUUAAACGCGUUGAAACGAUUCAUAGCGAGGUGCGGUAAAUGUUACAGCUUGUAUUCCGAUAACGGAACGAACUUUGUAGGAGCCAAUAACGCUUUAAAGGACAUGUAUCAAUUAGUAAAUGCAAGUGAUGUAAAAAUUCGCGACUACUUAGCAGAACAAUCCAUAAAAUGGAACUUUACCCCCCCGCAAUCGCCUCACAUGGGAGGUUUGUGGGAAUCGGCGGUCAAGGCCUGUAAAAAUCAUUUAACUAAAGUCGUUGGUUCUACUUCACUAACCUUUGAGGAACUAACUACCGUUACAGCACAAGUUGAGGCAAUAUUAAAUUCCAGACCUUUAACGCCUCUAUCAGCGGAUCCUAGCGAUCUUAAUGCCCUAACCCCAGGCCACUUUCUGAUAGGUCGUCCACUUGUUUCUAUUAGUGAGAUUGAUCUCACAGAUGUCAAUCUGCAACAGAGGAACAAGUGGAAGAAGGUUCACGACACAAUAAAGGAGGGUACCAUAGUAGUUUUGCGAGAGCUAAACACUCCUCCCAUGAAUUGGCGAUUGGGAAGGGUAGUAAAGGUACAUCAGGGCAAGGACGGUCUCAUUAGAGUCGUCAAUGUGAAAACAAGUACGGGCAUAUACCAAAGACCUUUGACUAAGAUUUGCAUGUUACCAAUAGAAGUUUAA
This is a messenger RNA of Solenopsis invicta (red fire ant), 4689 nucleotides long. RefSeq lists its product as uncharacterized. Gene Ontology annotation, biological process: DNA integration. Gene Ontology annotation, molecular function: nucleic acid binding. The transcript is spliced from 5 exons. The coding region runs from base 1 to 4689 and encodes 1562 amino acids. Lineage: Eukaryota; Metazoa; Arthropoda; Insecta; Hymenoptera; Formicidae. The record is from RefSeq and is a predicted model, not a curated record.